AUGCCGGAGGCCUUGGAUUUAUGUGUGGCUUGCCGACAAGUACCCUCGUUGGUUAUAAGGAUGAACAGGAAGGAGUCGCUGUAUCAGCAUGCUGGUCGGAACGAUUCUCCACGCGUACCUAUGCUUUGGCCGUCAGCAAUGAGGGGGAAGUACGUCAAGGAAGCGUUGUUGUCGGAGCACCACAAACCCAUUAACUGCAGCAGCGCUUCGAGACUCGAGCUUGGCGCAUUCUUCGACAAGUCGAUCAUAUCGGUCAAAUGGUCACGGUCUCUUCAGAAAAUCAUAUUCAACGGCCUGUUCAACCAGCCGGCGGUGUGCCAAUUGAGGAUGUCGCGCGGCCGAAAUCAUUGCGGAUUCUUUCGUGGACCCUGUUUCAACCAAGCGAUUAAACGGGUCAAGUGGUCGCCACGCAUGAACCUAGACUUCGACCAGCCGAUCUCGAAAGCCGCAUGGCCGAAGGCGCUACAUCGGCUGACCUUUGGCGGCUCGUUCGACCGAGAGAUCGACCACGUCAAGUGGCCCAGCUUGCUUCAGGAGCUAGAAUUUGGUGACAAGUUCAACGACGGGGUCGAAAACAUGUCGUGGCCUGACCGGCUCAAGAAGCUGACCUUCGCGUGCAUGUUCGACCAGCCGAUCGAGCGUGUGACGUCGCCCGCUUGUCUCGAGGUGCUCGUCUUUCGAGAUUCCUUCAAUUAGCCGAUUGAAGGUGCCGGGUUUCCGAUUCGCUCAACAAGCUCACAUUGGGGCCCAAUUUCGAGCAGCCUUCGGACAACGUCUCAUGGCCGCAGGCGCUGCAACAUUUACAACUCGAAAACAUCUCCGAUGCGAUUCGUCCUGGAACCAACCAUGGUUUGGCCACCGUCGGUAUGAGUGACGAUAGGCGACGCAUCGGUUGCUGAUAUUUGUGAGAAGAGUGAAAGUAGUUCCGAGUCACCAGAUUAGACGAUGGAUGCCGCGGCCGAAGUGUUUUGAGGCAGCUAAUCUUCACAACUAUGUCCAUAAGGCAGAGGGAACUUGGUCGGAGCAUGGGGUCGACAGUGAAGGAAGGCGGGGAAGGGGUUCGACCAAAAUGUACCAGGGAGAAUGAUUGAAUGGAAGCAAAUUCCUUCCGCACAAACCCGUACAGUCUUUUAUUCAUCGAGGUGUCACAUUCUCAAUGAAUGACAUUGCGUCGAUUACCCUUGUAAUCCGUGACGCCUCUCUGUUGCUUGCAGUUUGUGGCUCGACUCUUUAAGACAACUUGUGCCUCGUCUGAAUACUCCAACAAUAGCAACAACAGGAGACACGACUUGCCAUCUUCCACUCAUUCCCAACACACACAUACCAGUUCACCGCUCUACAUGUAUCACUCUCAUUACCUUUCUCUCGCCGUCCCUCUCGCAGCCGAAUACAGACGCCAUCAUUAAAACUGCAAUAUCUUAUCGUUACCUACACAACGUGACUCAGUGCCGCCACCACCGCCAUCCAACGUCGUUUUUUCAGACAACGUAGCACGGCAGGAACUCCAACAACGCCAGUCACCAUCAGUUUCAUGUCAAAAUACGUCUCCCUCCAAGUGCUCAAGACCACUUGAUACGGAAGCAGUAAACGGUAGGUCAACCUGCACCGCACUCAAAGUACAGGAAACCCCGAUCAAGGACAAAGUAGUCACAGCCGCGUGUCAAGAGAAAAGCAUCCUCACCAAGAAUGGCGGCUGGGGUGUGGCACCCUACCCACCGUACCCAGGGCCGUAGGAAUACCCCGCCCAGCCUCCGGCAUGCCCCGCCGGUACCCUAGCGUUGGGCACCUAAGCACUCGCCGGAUAAUGGCCCCAUACUCCACCCAUCCCUUGCCCCGCUCCUAUUCUCGCGUACGCUGCGUGGCCGUAGUAAGUCGGACCACCACAAAUACCAGCACCAACACCAACAC
Messenger RNA from Ectocarpus sp. CCAP 1310/34, 1908 nucleotides. Lineage: Eukaryota; Phaeophyceae; Ectocarpales; Ectocarpaceae. The record is from the annotation of a GenBank genome assembly.